UAGUACUAAAGUGUUCAGUCUCAUAAUGCCGACUCGACCAGUCUUGCACGACACGAUACGACUAUCGAUCACGAAUCCUGUGCAAGAUUAGAGCACGUAGAAAUCAGAUCCGCUAGAUUGAUGACAAUAACUGAUUAAAGUGAACCUGCUACAUUGCUAGUAAUAUGGAAGAAAACGCUGAUAUGGCGAAUUCAAAAUCUGGAAGGAGUGCGAGCAGACUAAGAAGAGUGCAAUCAAGUGGGGGCAAGAGAGGAAGGAGGCCCUCUAGAGUUGAUCGUGAUGCCAAAUUGGAGAGGAGCAGACAAAGUGCAAGAGAAUGCCGUGCACGGAAGAAGCAGAAAUACCAGCUGCUAGAAGAGACUGUUGCAGGAAAGGAGAAACAGAUAGUAGUUCUUAGAGAGAAACUUGAAAAGUACAAGAACUUUUGUCAGCUGAUGGACAAUGGAGAGAUUCCAGUCGACAUUCACCGGACCCUGCACGCAGAUGAAGCUCAAGCUGUCAAAGAAGCGGAAGCAGCGAUGCGACCUGGCACAUCAAAGACUAAUGGUCACCAGCCAGGAAUGAAACCCAUUUUUGAUUCCAGUAGUGAUGAGGACUUAGACUGAUCUACCCCUCGUCAGGUGGGCCAUGAUUGAGAACACUGCUGUGAUAGAUGAUGUUAACUUUCCAACCUGCACCAGAGGUCAUGGUCUGAUUUAACCAAACCUCUUUAUCACCAACUAACGCUAGUAUUGAUUAUUCUUGGACAAAGCAGCUCAUAGCAUUUUAUGAAGCAGGACUCUCUUGACUCUUGUAGAUGAGAUCAAAUCAUGGAAUGUUGGUCUGGAUGAAUGCAAUCAUUGAAAUAGCCAAGAAAGAUUUGAAGCAUAUAAAAUCAUGUCUACAUGUAUAUGUGACAUUAGGUGAUAUAGGACCAAACUACAUGACACGUGUGCAUUACAUGUAGAUCAUAUGAUCAAUGAUUUAUCACUUUGAUGCACAUUUUUUAUUGAUAUUCCUAGAACAUGGAAAUCUAGGACUGUGUCAGACCGACUGGUCCACUGAGGAAUGACAGAUGCUGCCAGUCACUGGUGCCAUUUCUUCUAGACCAGUAGAACACUACUAUUAAAAGAAAAACAAUUACAGCGUCACUAAAGAUCAUUAAUAUCACAUACUUUUUAAUAUUUCAUUCUCUAGAUCUUUACAUUCAGUUUUCACAUGAUACUAUAUUUCACACCAUAGCUUUGACUGACUGACAUAGGUGCAUAGGACGGUAUGUCCCUUCGCUCUCCUACGGGUGAUCCUUUUCCAUUCAGUUCUACCCAGGGCUGGGUCUUCAGAAUCCAAUAGAGGUAGACCCAUAUCUUGUCUGACUUGGUCCCUCCAUCUGGAAGGGGGACGUCCUGGUGUUCUCCCCUUGUCAAAGUCACUUCUGUAUGCCUGAACUGGAAAGCGAUUUUGUAACAUACGGCAUAUGUGCCCAAACCACCUCGGGCAUUUUUUUGUAGCUUCCUCACGUAGCUUUACUUUUGAUUGAUUAAAGGUUUGAAAUUCAUACAUA
Molecule: messenger RNA, 1540 nt
Organism: Lytechinus variegatus (green sea urchin)
Lineage: Eukaryota; Metazoa; Echinodermata; Echinoidea; Temnopleuroida; Toxopneustidae
Product: cAMP-responsive element-binding protein-like 2
Exons: 3
Coding region: 165-605 (146 amino acids)
Biological process (GO): regulation of DNA-templated transcription
Cellular component (GO): nucleus
Molecular function (GO): DNA-binding transcription factor activity
Source: RefSeq, a predicted model, not a curated record